CUUGCAGUUUCCUCCCCCUUUUGCAGGAAGUGACACACGUUCGCAACCGGGUCAGCUGGGACUCCGCUUUCCUCGCCCACCCCUCGCAACUUCGCAAAGCCUGGGCGCUCAGGCGGGCGCAUGGGAUUCCUGCAAUGGGAAGGUGGAGGCUGUUGUGGCGGUCUUGGGGCUGCAGUAAGAGCAAUUUCUCGGCACCCACGGUACUCCACUACCGGAAUGCCUCCUCCCUUGCUCUCCCCCGGCAACCUGUGCCAUCGUUGGCCCAAACCAUGAGCCAAUACCUGCACUCUCUGGAGCCCCUGGUGAGCCCCAAGGACCUGGAGCAGACACGGCAGCUGGUGGCAGCCUUUGAGGCCCCAGGCGGAGAAGGCGAGAGGCUCCAGGUGCGGCUGAAAUGCAGAGCGGCCCGCAUGGAGAACUGGAUCAGAGAUUGGUGGAUUCAGACAGCCUAUUUGGAGAAUCAUCUUCCCCUGGUUGUUCACUCAAGCCCAGCUGUUGUCCUACCCAAGCAGGAUUUCAGUGACUGGAGAGGACAAUUGAGAUUUGCAGCCAAGCUCAUUGCGGGUGUGCUGGAUUUCAAGGCAAAGAUUGAUCGCCAGACCCUGCUAGUGGAGUAUUCCCACAGCCACCCACUCAGCAUGGAUUGCUAUUCUCGCCUCUUUGCCUCUUGCCGACUCCCUGGACGAAAACGUGACUCUAUUUUACUGCCUCCACCUGGACGGAAACCCCCAAAUUAUAUUACCGUUGUUCGCAACUUCCAGUUCUUCCGGCUUGAAGUAUACAACAGUGACGGGACGCCCCUGACCAUUGACCAGCUCUAUCUGCAGCUCCUGAAAAUCCGCUCUUUUUCUUGGAAGUUGGAUAAAGAGCCCUUGGGGGUCCUCACCAGUGACCAUCGACAUACCUGGGGAGAGGCCUUCACUACUCUCAUGAAAGAUAAGCUGAACCAGGAAUCGGCUCUGACGAUACAACGUAGCCUCUUCACCGUCUGCCUGGACGCCCCUAUCCUGAAGGUGUCCGACACUCACGCCCAAAGCCGUUUGGCAGCUCAAAUGCUGCACGGUGGAGGGAGCUAUUCCAACAGCGGCAAUCGCUGGUUUGACAAGACGCUGCAGUUCAUUAUCGGAGAAGAUGGCACCUGUGGGGUCCUUUAUGAACAAGCCAUUGCUGAGGGGCCACUGAUUGCCACCGUCAUUGACUACGUUCUUGACUAUUGGCGUGCAAAGCAGAACCUGGAUGUCCUGAUCAGUGACCUGGACAUCCGCUGUUUCACCUAUGACGGCUUUGGAAAGGAGUUCCUCAAAAGCCAAAGCUUGAGUCCUGACUCGGUCGUCCAGGUAGUGCUGCAGUUGGCGUAUUACAGAGCACACGGGCAAUUGUGUCCCACCGCAGAGUCAGCCUCGCUUCGUCGCUUCCAUCAGGGCCGGUCAGAAAUCAUACGCUCUGCUACCUCGGCCGUGCUGGCUUUUGCCCAGGCAAUGGCUGAUGAGAAGUGCCAGGCCCCUGAAAGAUUAUCUCUCCUGAAAGAAGCAGCUGAGUUCCACAGCACCCUCACGGAGCAGGCUCUGGAUGGGCAAGGCAUCGACUGCCAUUUGCUUGGGCUGAAAAUGGAGGCCAUAGCGGAUGGUUUCCAUGUGCCCGAGCUUUUUAUGGAUAUUUCCUAUACCAUGGCUUCGUACUGGAAACUCUCCACAGGACAGGUCGCUUCCCGCACGGACUGCCUCAUGUGUUACGGGCCCCUCGUGCCUGACGGCUACGCUGUUUGCUACAACCCUUUGCCUUCCCAUAUUAAUUUUGCUAUCACUGCUUUCAACUGCUGUGAGGAAACCAAUGCCACUUACUUUGCCAAAAACAUCCAGGACGCCCUGGCUGAUGUGAGGGCCUUGUUGGGGAACUUUGGAGAGGGCCAGCCUGAAAGACUUUGAAAAAUAUUUUGAACUUCACUUCAGACUUCCAACAUGACCGAAGGCAUCUCUCUAGUUUGGCCAACAGAUGACCCUAUCUUUGAGAAAUCCCCAAUCUCUUCCUUGCCUUUCCUUUGGGCCAAAAUUUGGGAUGCAGCAUCUUCCAGCAUUCCUAAUCCGUAAUGUCCUUUGCCAGCCCUAGCAGGAUUUGUGGGAAAAUGGCUGUCUUGAUAUAAAUAUAUACAUAUAUAUACAUCUUCUAAAUGCAAGAUCAGGUCUAAUUUAUUUCCAGAAUAAAGAAAUUCAAAACACAAA
Molecule: messenger RNA, 2219 nt
Organism: Crotalus tigris (Tiger rattlesnake)
Lineage: Eukaryota; Metazoa; Chordata; Lepidosauria; Squamata; Viperidae
Product: carnitine O-acetyltransferase-like
Exons: 14
Coding region: 135-1925 (596 amino acids)
Biological process (GO): carnitine metabolic process, CoA-linked
Cellular component (GO): peroxisome
Molecular function (GO): carnitine O-acetyltransferase activity
Source: RefSeq, a predicted model, not a curated record